AUGGCACCUCCAGUAACCCUCAAAGUCUCUAGCCGCAUCCCGAAAAAGCCAAUCAAGAAACUCCCGACCAGCAUCGAGAUCACGGACAAGACCACCGUGCAAGAUGUGAAGGAUACUUUGGCAAAGCGGGCUGGCGGAUGGGAUCCGAAUCGAUUCGGGCUGUAUGAGCCAGAGAAGAAGAAGUUGCUGAAGGAUCGAAGGGCGUUGAUCUCUCAGCAAGAGUCUGUGUUGUCUGGGAAGGAGAUUUUGGUUAAAGAUCUUGGCCCCCAAUUAUCCUGGACAACAGUUUUCAUGAUCGAAUACUCGGGCCCUAUCAUAAUCCACCUCCUCUUUCCCUUCCUCCUCCGACCCUACCUCUACAAGCUGUCUCUCCCUUACCUGCCCUACACGUCCAGCUCACUGCCUCCACUCUCUACAUCCCAACUCCUCGCAUGCGCCAUAAUCGUCCUGCAUUUCGUGAAGAGAGAGUACGAGACCCUGUUCAUCCACCGCUUCUCACUAGCCACCAUGCCACUCUUCAACAUCUUCAAAAACUCCGCACACUACUGGUUCCUAUCCGGUGCAUGGCUUGCAUAUUGGAUCUACGCUCCUGGUUCCUACACCGCUCUCGAAACACCACUCACCCAGAAACUCGACAUUAUCGGACUGGUACUCUACAUCUUCGGCGAAGUCAGCAAUUUCCAUACCCAUGUUACAUUAUCGAAAUUACGGAGUCCAGGAGGGACCGAGAGAGGGGUCCCGAAAGGGUAUGGCUUUGGACUGGUUACGUGCCCGAAUUAUUUGUUUGAGAUGAUUGCGUGGACAGGUGUUUUGUUGGUGACGAGGAGUAGUGCGACAUUGUUGUUUAUGGUGGUUGCUUUUGUGCAGAUGCAUAUUUGGGCUCUUAAGAAGGAGAAGGCGUUGCGCACGGAGUUCCCAAAGGAAUACAGAAAAAAGAAGUACCAGAUCAUCCCGGGUCCGGCGGCGCUGGUGGGGUAUUUGAGUGGGAAGGCGAAGUAA
Molecule: messenger RNA, 999 nt
Organism: Hyaloscypha bicolor E
Lineage: Eukaryota; Fungi; Ascomycota; Leotiomycetes; Helotiales; Hyaloscyphaceae
Exons: 3
Coding region: 1-999 (332 amino acids)
Biological process (GO): very long-chain fatty acid biosynthetic process
Molecular function (GO): oxidoreductase activity, acting on the CH-CH group of donors
Source: RefSeq, a predicted model, not a curated record